AUGGCGCAGACUCUGGACACCAAGAGGAAAGUCUGUUCUUACUACGAUGGUGAUGUUGGAAACUACUGUUAUGGACAAGGCCACCCGAUGAAGCCUCACCGAAUCUGGAUGACUCACAAUUUACUGCUCAACUAUGGUCUCUACCGAUAAAUGGAAAUCUAUCUUCCUCACAAAGCCAAUGCUGAGGAGAUGACCAAGGACUAUAGUGAUGACUACAUAAAAUUUUUGCGUUCCAUUCGCCCAGAUAGCAUGUCUGAGUACAGCAAGCAGAUGCAGAGAUUCAACGUUGGUGAGGACUGUCCUGUAUUUGAUGGCUUGUUUGAGUUCUGUCAGCUGUCUACUCGUGGCUCUGUGGCAAGUGCUGUGAAAUUUAAUAAGCAGCAGACAGACAUCGCUGUGAACUGGGCUGGGGGUCUGCAUCAUGCAAAGAAGUCUGAAGCAUCUGGUUUCUGUUACGUCAAUGAUAUCCUCUUGGCCAUCCUGGAACUGCUAAAGUAUCACCAGUGGGUGCUGUAUAUUGACAUUGAUAUUCACCAUGGCGAUGGUGUGGAAGAGGCCUUCUAUUCCACAGAUCGGGUCAUGACCGUGUCCUUUCAUAAAUAUGGAGAAUACUUCCCAGGAACUGGGGACCUACGGGAUAUCGGGGCUGGCAAAGGCAAGUACUACGCUGUUAACUGCCCCCUCCGAGAUGGGAUCGAUGACGAGUCCUAUGAAGCCAUUUUCAAGCCAGUCAUGUCCAAAGUAAUGGAGAUGUUCCAGCCGAGUGCAGUGAUCUUACAGUGUGGAUCAGAUUCCCUAUCUGGGGAUCGGUUAGGUUGCUUCAAUCUGACCAUCAAAGGGCAUGCCAAAUGUGUGGAGUUUGUCAAGAGUUUCAACUUGCCUAUGCUGAUGCUGGGAGGAGGUGGAUAUGUCAUCCGGAAUGUUGCUCAGUGCUGGACUUAUGAAACAGCUGUGGCCCUGGACACAGAAAUCCCUAAUGAACUGCCAUACAAUGACUAUUUUGAAUACUUUGGACCGGACUUCAAACUUCACAUCAGUCCUUCCAAUAUGACUAACCAGAACACUAAUGAAUACCUGGAGAAGAUCAAGCAGAGGAUCUUAAAGAACUUGAGAAUGCUGCCCCAUGCGCCUGGCGUCCAAAUGCAGGCAAUCCCUGAGGAUGUCAUUCCAGAGGAGAGUGGUGAUGAGGAUGAAGAAGACCCUGGCAAACGCAUCUCCAUCUGCUCCUCUGACAAACGGAUUGCCUGUGAGGAAGAAUUUUCUGAUUCAGAUGAGGAGGGAGAAGGUGGUCGCAAGAACUCUUCUAAUUUCAAAAAAGCCAAAAGAGUCAAAACAGAGGAUGAAAAAGAAAAAGAUCCAGAAGAGAAAAAGGAAGUCACAGAAGAGGAAAAAACCAAGGAGGAGAAGCCAGAAGCCAAAGGGGUCAAAGAAGAGGUCAAGUUAGCCUGAGCAAGAUCUGCAACUCUGGCAGCUUCCCAAUUUCUCAGAUUUUAUAUUUUCUAUUCCUCUGUGUAUUUAUAUAAAAUAUAUUAAAUAUAAUGUCUCCAAGGACUAGAUAGGAAC
Molecule: messenger RNA, 1563 nt
Organism: Microtus oregoni (creeping vole)
Lineage: Eukaryota; Metazoa; Chordata; Mammalia; Rodentia; Cricetidae
Product: histone deacetylase 1-like
Exons: 1
Molecular function (GO): histone deacetylase activity
Source: RefSeq, a predicted model, not a curated record